UUCCGCCGUCAGAAGCGGAAGCGGCCUCGCCGCGUGGGGUUGGCCGCGGCCGCCGCUCCCGGUCGUGCAUCUGUCCGUCGGUCCGUCGGUCCGUGCCUGCUCGCAGCCAUGGCCGUCCGCGCCAGCUUCGAGAACAACAACGAGCUGGGCUGCUUCGCCAAGCUGACCAACGCCUACUGCCUGGUGGCCAUCGGCGGCUCCGAGAACUUCUACAGCGUGUUCGAGGGGGAGCUGUUCGGGACCGUCCCGGUGGUGCACGCCUCCAUCGCCGGCUGCCGCAUCAUCGGCAGGAUGUGUGUGGGGAAUAGGCACGGACUGUUGGUCCCGAGCAGUACAACAGACCAAGAGCUUCAGCACAUCCGUAACAGCCUUCCAGAUUCUGUGCGAAUUCAGCGAGUGGAGGAGCGGCUCUCGGCGCUGGGCAAUGUCACUACCUGCAAUGACUACGUAGCUCUCGUUCAUCCGGAUCUGGACAGGGAAACAGAAGAGAUCUUGGCAGAUGUGCUAAAGGUUGAAGUUUUCAGACAAACGGUAGCAGAUCAGGUGCUGGUAGGAAGUUACUGUGUAUUUAGUAACCAAGGAGGAAUUGUGCACCCCAAAACUUCCAUUGAGGAUCAGGAUGAACUGUCUUCAUUGCUGCAGGUCCCACUCGUGGCUGGGACAGUAAACCGUGGCAGUGAGGUCAUUGGAGCAGGAAUGGUUGUAAAUGACUGGUGUGCCUUCUGUGGGUUGGACACAACCAGCACUGAGCUCUCUGUCAUUGAGAGCAUCUUCAAGCUCAAUGAAGCUCAGCCAAGUACUAUUGCUACCAACAUGAGGGAUUCCUUGAUUGACAGCUUGGCAUGAGCAGUGUCGGUUUGUGCCAUCCAAGAGGCUCCUAAGGAGUGAAGAGUCAAGCUGCAGUUUGGAUUACAGACCUCCAGAGCUUUGUUUCUGCAGGACUUGCACCAGGAAGAGGCUACCAAAAAACCACCGUUUUUGUAAUGUUUUGUAAACUAAAUAUUAUUGCAAAAAAUAGCAAAUAACAUACACAAGUUCCAGAUGUGGAAUGUUCUCUUAUCCCUUUGCUGAUGCUCUUCGUUUCUUCUUCAGCUGUGCUUUCUCUGUGAUGCUGACCAAGGCCUUUAAAUUAGCCCACAAUGUUCACUUGUUUGGAUUUUGGUUACUGAUAACUAGAAAAUGGUUUUGCCUUAAAUAGAGGAUUAACAUUCUGCUGUGCAGCAGGCAGUUUCAGCACAUAUACGGUACUGCCCACUCUUUCUUUUCAUGCUCUCGGUGUUUCUGCUCUAGGUAGGCAGAAGAGCCCCCGUAUUUCCUGUAUGAAAAACAUAAUAGUCAGCUUGCCAGAAGACAUUUCCAAAGGUGUCUCCUGCUGUCCUGCCCUGACUUGCAGCUGUUUUCACAGGGCUGGUGGUUCUGAGAUGGUCGGUUCUGACUGAAAGUGGAGUUUCUCAAAGAAGUCAAACCAGGGCCUUAGCAGCCAGUUGUGACUGCAGAGCAGUGGAGUCCAGUCUGUUGUCUGUGAAUGUCAGACCUGUGUGGUACGUCUGAGGCUUCUGCAAAAGAUGCAGUUGCUGGUGGCUUAAAUGUUCUCUAUGGGAGUUGGCUGCCUUCCCUGAGAAACUCUUAGAAGUCAGCAAAUUGGAAAGAGUUGAGUCAUGUGAUCUUGAGUUACCCUGGAGGCAAAGGUUAAUUAACAGUUGUAAAUGGUUACUGCAUUCAGUGGUAUAUUCCACACUUAGAGCUUGCUGUUGAAGAGUUCUGCCCUUGCCUGGCAGUGUUGGCGAUGCAGAGGAGCUGUAGAGUUAACAGUUUCUGGUAUUUAUGGCUCCCUUAAUGUAGCGAGCAGCCUUUCUUGGCUGUCUCCAUGUCAGUGUUCAGAAUCAGAAGCUGAUUUCCUUCUGUCAUCUCCCAGGGCUUUCUUAUUAGGAAUAAAUUGUAAAGAACCCGACUGCUGCUGUGCUGUUGGCACAGAAUCACCGGCUGUAAAUAAGUAAUGCUGAGCUUUUUUGUGUGCAGCUUGUUGGGUUUUUUUACUUCCUCAUUCCAAUCAUUAGGCAGAAAUGCUGGAUUGUCGUGAUCCUGAUAUGUGUUAGAACUGCUCGAACAAGAAAAGUAAUCCAGUUUCUGUGAAAUGCAAAUCCAUUAAUAAGAAAGAUCUUGAGACAAUGGUGAGGGUGGUUACGUGCCAAGGAGUGCUGGAGGCAGGCAGAAGGACGGGGCGUUGCUAACUGUGCUGUGUAUGACUUCCUAUGGAACCUGCACUGAGAUUUGGAAAGUGGGAGGUUCCCAAAAUACAGGAUCAGCUCUAAACAAAAGCUUUGUGGGAAUUCAAACUGGGAAGGUGGACCUAUGUGCAAAGAUUGACAGAAACUGUAAUACAGAAUGGGAUCAGUAGGAACGUGAGCCAGCAAUAAACUGGAUGCUUUAAUUGCAAGUCACGUCUCAUGAGACCUAUGGAGUGACUUAAAGAAAUUUGGUUGUGCUCUCUCUGAAUUACUGAGGAGGCUUUUGGCAGGGUUUUGUGCCAAAUGCUUUUAAGGACCGUGGAUAAUGCUGUGGGAGGGAGGCUCACGUAUGUGCCAGAGGACGGGGAAAAGGUUAGAGUAAAUGGUUGGAUCUUUCACUGGGAUUUCAUAGGGAGCUCUGCUGUGUCCUGUUGGGGUGGGGCAGUGGAUUAGUGCAGCAAAGUUGGCUCAGGAUGCCUCAUUCUUGUAAGGAUGAGAACCAACUUGUUGACGGGAAGGUGUGAGAUAGGAGAUCCCUUUGAGGUUUAAUGUCUGAUUAUAAAGCAGAAACAACUGACCCCUCUUAGAGUGGAGGAGCACUUCUGUUCUGACUAGUGGUUGGUAUGUCCCAGCAUGCUUAAACUUGCCUGGAAAAAUGAACUUAUUUUACUGGUGAUCAAAUUACUCAAACUAGUCAAAAACUAAUAAAUCAAUACGGAAUGCUGAGUGCAAAAUAGAGUACUUUACGGCUGCUCUUUGCAGGAGCUGCAACUGCUGUGCAUAAGAUGGGUGUGCCUGGAUCUUGCUGCCCAGAUGGCCAGUACUGCAGAGCAGUGUGUUGUGCCAAGAACACGCUUGGAAGAGCCCCUUGCAUGUGGGAUUAGAGUUGGGUAAGCGCUGAUGUUCCCUGCUCCCCUGUGUGGGCAGUAUGUCCUGGUGCUGUGCUUCUGGACAAGAACUACAGUGUGGCCACCUGUCUGUGGAGAUGCUUUACCCAUGCUGAUGGGAGAUGUACUGGGAUGAUAACUCAUAUGAUGUGCUUGUGUAGCAUCAGACAGGAUCCCAGCAAAGAGCUUGGACAUGGGAAUCUAAGGAGCUGUGUCCUACGUGAAUAUUUGCAUCUGGAUCCAGGCCCCCAGAAAUCACAGACCAAUGUGUAACCCACACCUUGAAGAUGAGCAUGCGCUAGGAGUCAAUUGGGAGGCAGUUAUAAAAGGUACCAAACUAUUUCUCCAGUUCCUUGAGGAUGCUGUGGGGCAGAAGGCUCACCUUGCUGCAGCACGGCGGGGUGUAGCUGUGUGAGCAAACAGCUGAGCUUCCUACAGCCCCUGACAUGGUGCUCCUUGCACAGCUGGUCACUCAGCGUGAAGUACUGAAGGAAAGCAAAGCCAACCUUUGGGCACAAGGAGAAAAACCCAAAUGAACAAAAGCAGACAUUUCUUCAGGUUGUAAUUUUUUUGUUGUUUUAAUGAUGGCUGUUGGAAGUUGCUCAAAGGUUUGGGCUGUCACAGUCCCAGAGAUGGCAGCGUACAGAUGAGUUGGAUGUGCCAUGUGGCUGUGGCGGUCAUAGUGUGCAUUCUACCACAUAUAUAGUACACAUAGCAACUUACGGAGUAGCGUGUAUGGGGGGUACCUAAUUAGUAGCUCUGAUUUCAUUUGGUCCUUUGCACUCCUUCACCCAUCAUAAGACAUUACCACAUUUUUUCACUAACAUUCAGUUUGGCAUCUACUAGCUGCUCAUUUCAUAAUAUCUUCAUAAUACUUUCUAUGCUUAAACACAAUAAAAAUUGUGGCUACAGAAAUUAACCAUGAAAGACAAAAUACAGUUGGAGACCACGUGUUAUGCAGUCCUUGUGGGCUUCGCUAUGAAAUACCUAUUGGGCUACCCGGCUUCAUCACAGCAAUAUCUGAGCACCAGGUAGAAAUUCAGAGUGCAAACAGCCUUUCUGCUUUUUCAUUCCUCACUGCUGUACCUACAAAUGCUUACAGCAUGUUUGACAAAAAAAUAAAAGUCCUUAGGAUUGUUUGUUU
Coturnix japonica (Japanese quail) is the source of this 4259-nucleotide messenger RNA. RefSeq names its product eukaryotic translation initiation factor 6. The record is from RefSeq and is a predicted model, not a curated record. Gene Ontology annotation, molecular function: ribosome binding. NCBI's taxonomy places the organism in Eukaryota, Metazoa, Chordata, Aves, Galliformes, Phasianidae. Gene Ontology annotation, biological process: cytosolic ribosome assembly.